AUGGCGGUUACUGUCCUACCUGCCAGCUCUAUGACAGAGUCCGUCAAGCUGGCGGUCCGAUCAACAACAACAUGCUCCGAUGCCACUGUGUUGUCUCUCCAGACUCUCCUACGCGCAUCGUCAAAAGCCCCCGAAAAGCCCUCACGGAGAACGACGAAAUCUUCAAAGGAGGCAACUACUGCUUCUAGUCGCGCGAAGACCUCGAGAACCACCAAAGGGAAGCCCGCGACCGACACCCCGUUGCACACAAUUGUCGAUCAGGAUGGGUCCGUAUUGUCGCCCCAGGAGAAGCUCAUUCUCUCCACAGAAGUAUUCAAUACCACACUCAAGACCCUCACGGAUGCGUUAAAAGUGCCCACGGCAAAACGGCAGACACCUUUUGCGGACAAUGUUUCGACCAAGUCAGGAAGGUCGGGUGCUGGCGUCGACACGGGUGUCUACGCGGCUGCCGAGUGUGCGCGGCUUGCUCUGGCGACAUUGCGAACUCUCAAAGUUGACCAGUCGAAUGGGGAGCUUCCAAAUAUGCAGCUCGAACAGGGAGUGUGCGUGUUGGCGGGAAAGUUGAUUUCUCUGGGGUUGAAUGACAUGGCGUGCAAGGAAUUACGGUCCCUGAAGCGAAGGAUACAACAACACCUGGACAUGAAGAAGACAGGAAAGAUAGCAACGGAUAUGAACGCCACAUCAGAGGAAGAGACAGGGCGAGAGCGGAUGUCUGACCUUCUCACAUUUUCGAAUAUCGCCAACGCACAAUCCGUAUACGGCCUCCUCAUUUCCUUCCACUCUAAUGCGAUGCGCCUUCUUGUCUCAGAGCGAAAGGCUUCGACUGUACAAAAAUUAUGUCCUCUGUUGCAGUUGUCCGAUCCCAGCAGCCCUGCCCAGAUCAUCACCUCGGCCUUCAAUUCUGGAAGCUUACCUGCCGACAAAGCCGCUCUUCAACUUCAGCUGCUGUCAAAUACCGUGCUUUCUCUUUGCUCCGGCAAGUCAAGCUCGAACGACGAUUCUUCGACAAGCCUGAAACCGAUCACGAACUUAACUCUGCAGCUCCUAUCCCUCGAAAUUCGAUCACUGGGGUGGAAGAUAUCUGGACAUAUCUGUGACGAAAGCAAAGAGGUGUUCGACCCGCUCCUUCGCUAUCUCGGAAGCUUCUCCCACCGCAGUAAAGGAAUUGAGAAGACCGAGUUUGCCAUGGUCUACAAAACAAUCACUCGGUUCCAGUCAUCGGUUUCCGAGAUCAAGAAGAAACCCCAGGAUGCAAAGGAUGCGACUUCCGCUGCCAGGAUUAUGACCGUUCUUGGGCAACUUGCUUUAGAUGCUGGUUGCUUUGAGGAAUCACUGAAGCUCUUCAGCCAGACCAUCACCCCGUUUUCAAACGCCCAGUGCCUUCUAUUGGCCACAGUUCAAUGCAAAACUGCUUCGGUCUACUUUCAGGCUUUGAAGGGUUCGAAGAAGUUUUUGGAUGGAGCGUUGAAGUCUACCUCAGAAGCAACCGAAGCUUUGGGCUUACAUCUCAAAGGAAACGCAUCAGAGCUCGAUGAACUUCUUGUUGAGGCUGCAAGGCUGAAGAAGCUUGCUCUUGCUUGGUUCGGUGAUGUAAUGAUGAAGACGACCGACAGCGAUAUCAUCAAGAACGAAACCGCCUCUCAAAUCCGAGAGUACCUCCAGGCUUUCCUACGGUUUCUCAGGCGGUAUAUUGGACGACCACCGGCAGAAGAUGGUGAUGACAAGGAGUUUGAGAUGUUCAAGGCUCGCGUCUCUAUGUCCAAAAACAUCAUUUUUGCCGCCGUCGAUUCCGCUGUUGCUGUUGGAAAAUUGUCGAUCACAUCUCGAAGACCCCCUUGGGAUGACAUGCUCCCCAUUCUGAGUGAUUGUCAUCGCCUGCUCGCCACUAUCGAAAACAGCGACGAAAGUUCCCCCGAUGCCGUGCUGAAUGAGAGCAUUGGUAUGGGUCUUGUGAAGCUCUCUAAUGUAUUCUGGUCUCGCUAUAUCAAAGAGAAAGAGGCUGGACAAUCUCACCGUGAGCUCUUACCUCUUCUCAAGCAAUCUACCCAGAUGAUCUGUGGUUGCUCUCCAUCCUUCCGAACCACCGCAUUUGCGGCCCUCAAGUAUGAGAGAAUUGCCCAUUUAUACUUGGACGGCGGCUUGUAUGGUGACUCUGAGAAAGCCCUCCGACAGUCAAUUGCAGAGUACAUUGAUUCUGGAACCCUGGAACAGAUUGCCGACAGCAACAUGGGAGCCCAACCAGGCUCGGUCAGCCAAGAUCCACAAAGCCCUGGUUUUAUGCUCAAUCGAGUCCUUUCGACUCUUUUGAAAAUCAAGUUGCGCAGAAGGGGAUCCAAGUCCCUAUCCAUCUAUGAGGACACUGAACUGGAGCCCGAACGACAGGGAAUGCUUCUUGAGUGGCAGAUGUGCUUGCUGUUUGAUAUGCACGGACAAUGUCCUAGCGAAGACGACUUCCGUUCAAUUCUCAGUCCAGUUCUAACUACCCUCCUCGACAUGUUUUCUCUGAAAUCUCACCCAAUCCGCCAUGGCCGAGUGACCCUCGCUGCUCUCCGGUUUCUGUUGGAGUACCCGAGUGCUCUUGACUCAGCCCUGACCGACCGGCUUAUGACAGAAGGUUCUGAAGGGCUGAAAUGCGAAAGCGGCUUCGGAGAAGACGCAGACUUGGCUUCAUUUGUAACCCACAUCACAAACUCAUUACGAGUGAUCGUCGGUUUCCACCAAGGCAAGAUGGACCUAAAUCAACUGGACGACACGCUUGCUUCAUGGACCUCGAUGAUUCGCCAGUGUUCUGACUGGAAGAGUCUGCGUCUCCAUAUCCACGAUACAGAUUAUUGGGUUCUCCAGCUUAAAGCCUUGGUUGAUUACACCGAGAUCCACGGCCUUUGGAAGGCUCAGCUCUGUACCCUGGAGCUAAUCCUACGUGCUGCCGAACUUCAAGAGUCCGGAGAUAUUUCGGAUGCGAUCAUCAUUCUUUCACGUUUGGUUUUGCAAAACUGCCGAAUUGGUCAUUGCCAGAAGGCAGGGAAUCUUCUUUCGCGUGGCGAGCAAUAUCUUGCACAGAACAAAGUGUCCUCCUUGGCAACUCUGUCUUAUAAACUCGCAAAAGUUGAAUAUCUCCUCGAGAUUUCGCAAGUUGACAAAGCCGCGAUGCUUCUCACCGCCGCUAGAGCUCUGUAUGAGAAAUGCCAGAAGUCAGAAGAGCUGACGAACUUGUCCAUUCCGUCCAAAAUCUCAUGGGAGAGGCUUGUUGCUGACGCUGCCUUUGCUCAGUCCCGGCUAUCAACAGCGCAGGGGUCAAUGACCCAGGCUCUCUUCUUUGCCAAACUGUCUGUUCGACUCAACUGCCGAAUCUGGGCCAAGAUCGAGAAACUGGCGCAGAAGAAGCAAGACAAAUCACUGCCUGUGGCAGGGAGCUCUGAUGUUGAUGUGGUCGCUGAAGGUGUAGCCAAGCUUGAUCUGUCUCAGAAUGGAUCUUCACCGGACGUCUCAGCCAGCUACAUUCAAGGUGCUCCAUUCUGGCCACAUCUCGGCUCGCACCACACCUGCUUGUUGAACCUCGCGAGAUUAUCCGCCCACCAUGGGCUAUUCCAGGACGCCAUCUACUACGGAGAACAAGCAUUGAAAAUUGACAAGACACUUGAUGCCAAUGGCCGGCUUGUCGCAGCUCAAACUCAGCUUGGCUGUUACUGGAUCCUCGGUGGCCAUGUGGAUGAAGGGCAAGAUCUUCUGGCCUCGGCUUCGGAAUCGUUAAAGCAGAUCCAGACAAGCGUUGAGACAGUUUCCCUUCAUAUGGCACUUGCUUCUCUCUACAAGGUGCAGGGUGAGCAUGAGAAGGCAUUCCGCUUGCUUCAGGAGGCGGAUAAAGCCAUCACAACUGUCUCAUCUUCUGAUGUGACUAGCAUGUCGGAAGCACCAGAUGUCGCGGCCCUUGAAGAGCAAAUGCAGAAUUUACGGGUGAGAAGUAGUCGGCGCACACCCUCAAGAUCCUCAACUACUACUGCCGGUCGACGCACUCGUGCAAAUAGCGCGGCAUCAUCCACUGCCGCUAAGAAGGCAUCAACACCUAAAACUCCGCUACCUGAAGUCCAAUCGAAGUCUCUUCUCCGGCUAAAGGGCGACGUUCUUCGACAACAAGCAGACUGCUUGCGGUCUCUCCGUGACUUCGACCGAUCCGCGCAAACUCUGGCCGAAGCUCGACAAUUUGCAACUGGUCGCGAGAGCAAAGUCUCCCUGGAAAUCGGGGAGAGUGGGCACCUUCUGGCUGAUGCUAUUCGCAAUUUUGCAAGCCAUGCAGUGUAUUGUGUACUCCCGGAAUCCACAAUCUCGCUACCUUCCCUCAUGUCACCAGCCAAAGGAGAAGACACAGGCAUGCCAGCAACAAAACCAACGACGAGGAAGGCCAAGGCCCCUGCCCGCGGUCCUCGUGCAAAAGUACAAAAGGCUAGUGAGGACUUCUCAAUCAUGCUUUCAAAGGCGAGCGAACGCCUUACUAGCGUCUUUGCAGAUGCCACUGUUCUUGGCUCGACUCUUGAAAGCCACGCAGCAUCUCGUCUGAUGAGUCGAAUUUCUAUGCUUUCUCAUGCUACUACCCCGGGGGGUCCUGCAACCUGGGCGCAAUCCCCGGCGAACAUGAAUGAAAUUGGCCGUGUUGGUGCAUUUGCCCGCGAACGCAUGGCUAUCGACUUCGACCGAAAACUAGCCGAUUUCUCCGACCCACUGCUUUGGCCAUCCUCGUCGCCCUCCACUAUCGAGAUGACCGAAGAAAUUUGCUCGAAAUUUACUGACAACUACGUCGAUAUUUUGCCUGAGAACUGGAACGUCCUGUCACUGUCUCUGAGUGCGGAUCAGACCGAGUUUGUGGUCUCCCGGCUUCAGAAGAAUCGCUCUCCUUUCCUUCUGCGACUACCUCUGCGAAGAGGCACUUCUGAUGAUGAUGAAGAGGAGCAGUUUACUUUCGAGAAUGGAAAGGAUGAAAUGCUAGAGCUCAUCAAGCUGGCAAACCAGAGCGCACAUGCGGCUAAAGCUCAAACUGAUAAGCAGUCGAAGAAGGAGUGGUGGAAGAACCGCGAGGCUCUUGAUAGCCAGAUGGAAAGCCUUUUACAGAACAUUGAAAAUGUCUGGUUUGGAGGUUUCAGGGGUGUUUUCUCGCCGCUUUCGCGGGAUGGCUCUGCCCUGGCCAAGUUUUUGAGCGCCUUCCAGGGCAUCCUUGACAAGCAUCUGCCCUCUCGACAAAAGGCCGGGAAAGCUUCUUCGCCUCACCUUACGCUUCAUCAGAACGUUGUGGAGUUGUUCAUUGGACUCCGAGAUCUCGAGCAGCAGGAAGAACCGGAGGAUACGCUGAUGGACCUUCUCUACUUUGUGGUCGAUAUCCUCCAAUUCCAAGGCGAGCGCAAUGCCUACGAUGAGAUCGAUUUCGACAUGAUGGUUGUCGACACCCUUGAUGCCUUGCGAUGCUAUCACGAAGUCGCACGAGAAGAGCUCGCAUCUCGGCCACCCAACCAUACCAUUCUAGUACUGGACAAAGCCCUCCACUUGUUCCCCUGGGAGUCUCUUCCAUGUCUCCAGGGAUUCCCCGUCUGCCGCGUCCCGUCUCUAGAAUGUCUCCGCGACCGAGUCCUCCAAUUCCGCGACUCCCGAUCCGGCGCAGUCCUAGAUCGCACCUCGGGCGCUUUCAUCCUCAACCCAACAGGCGAUUUGCGCACCACACAAAAAACAUUUGAAGAAGACCUCUCAGCGCAGAAGUUCUGGACGGGAGUAAUCAAGCGCGAGCCAACAGAAGACGAGUUCCGCACCUCCCUCGAAACCAAGGAUCUUUUCCUGUAUUUCGGCCACGGCAGCGGCGCUCAAUACAUUCGCGGUCGGACUGUGAAACGCAUGACCAAGUGCGCCGUCACCUUCCUCAUGGGCUGUAGCAGCGGCACCUUAACCGAGGCAGGCGAGUAUGAGCCGUAUGGUACGCCCAUGAAUUAUCUCCACGCGGGUAGUCCGGCGCUUGUGGCUACAUUGUGGGAUGUUACCGAUAAAGACAUCGAUCGUUUCUGUACCUCUGCCUUCGAUACAUGGGGAUUGCUUGUGAAGAAAGGAAAAUCUCGUCCAACUGAUGUUGGUUUGGAUACUGCGAUUGCAGGUGCGAGGGGAUCGUGUGUGUUGAAGUAUUUGAACGGGGCUGCGCCCGUUGUUUAUGGUGUUCCGGUGUUUUUGGAUUGA
Molecule: messenger RNA, 6207 nt
Organism: Penicillium cinerascens
Lineage: Eukaryota; Fungi; Ascomycota; Eurotiomycetes; Eurotiales; Aspergillaceae
Exons: 2
Coding region: 1-6207 (2068 amino acids)
Biological process (GO): meiotic chromosome separation; proteolysis
Cellular component (GO): mitotic spindle; cytoplasm; mitotic spindle pole body
Molecular function (GO): protein binding; cysteine-type endopeptidase activity
Source: RefSeq, a predicted model, not a curated record